Topomyia yanbarensis is the source of this 3737-nucleotide messenger RNA. It is a transcript of the gene anchor, whose product is annotated as integral membrane protein GPR155. The transcript has 8 exons. Gene Ontology annotation, biological process: intracellular signal transduction; transmembrane transport. NCBI's taxonomy places the organism in Eukaryota, Metazoa, Arthropoda, Insecta, Diptera, Culicidae. Gene Ontology annotation, cellular component: membrane. The record is from RefSeq and is a predicted model, not a curated record. The coding region runs from base 358 to 3156 and encodes 932 amino acids.
CACUGUGCACACAUAUUAUUUACCAACCAAUCAGCUUGAAAAGUGUUAUGACGUUGUCUCUGGAUGUGGGCUGUCAUCGUAGCUGAGUUGUAAAAUAUUGUGCAAAAUUGUGCAGCCCGUUUGUUCCGAUUCAGCAAAUUUAUUGUGCAUUUUUGAUUCGGUGAUUCUUUUGGGUGAUUAGGGAGUGUUAAAGUUGUUUUGUUAGGAAAUCAAGUGGUAAUAAUUUUAAUCGCUUAACGGCAAAUUACCAUUGGUGAAAAUGGGGGAAGCAACUAUUUAAACGAGUGAAAUCAAUUAGUAUCAAAUUUGUGCAGUUGAGAAUCGAGAUCUAAAGUGAAAGCACAAAAGAAUAUAAAAAUGGACACCCACGCUGCUGCCGUGGCCGGCAAUAUGCUGGCCAUGAUGAACAAGACCGUGUUGAGUGCACUGGGUCAGAAUACUACCAACAAUGACAUGGAUAUUUCAACAACCACUAGUGGGCAACCAUCAGACAAUGACCAUGACGACGAUCAGGCGACCAUCUCGAUGGACAAUCUCUACCCUGCUCUGGUGCAGUGCUUCGCUAUCAUCAUUUGUGGCUAUCUCGCCGGCCGACUCAACAUUAUCACCAAUACAGAAGCCAAAGGGCUGAACACGUUUGUCGGAACGUUCGCCCUGCCGUCGGUAAUCUUCCUCUCGCUGGCCGAACUGAACUGGAGUACGGUUAAUUGGAACUUUCUGCUCGCGAUCUUGAUUUCCAAAGCGAUCGUGUUCGUGGCGGUAGCCAUCAUCUCCCUGCUAGUGGUUAGACCCACAAACUAUGGCCGGGCAGGAUUGCUGGCAAUUUUCUGCACCCAGAGCAAUGACUUUGCGAUUGGGUUUCCCAUCGUCACGGCGUUGUACUCCAAAAUCCAUCCGGAGUAUGCAUCGUACAUUUACCUGUUGGCGCCAAUCUCGCUGGCGGUUUUAAACCCGAUUGGAUACGUACUAAUGGAGAUUUCGAAAAUUAAAGCAAAAGCGACCGCUAAUCAGGUCGUGGAACCUCGCCGUCCGUCUCUACCACCAUGCUCUCAGCAGUCGGACACCAGUGACUCCAAUGGGAAGCUACUGCGAGGCAAAUUUCUAGUCAUAAUCAAAACCAUCGAAGCCGUAUUCUUCAACCCUGUGCUGUUGAUGACCGUACUGGGAGUGGUUGGCGGACAAAUUUUCCGCAAUGGCCUACCCAUUGUCCUAUCCAGCGUCCUACAGGUCCUGGGAAAUUCGUUCUCAGCCACAUCUCUGUUCCUGCUUGGACUGCGAAUGGUAGGCAAUGCGUCUACCCUGCAAGGCCCCGGCUGUAUCCUACCGGGUAUUCUUAUUAUAGCAAAACUUCUAGUCCUUCCUCUGGUUACUCGGCAAACCGUUAACAUAAUGAACGCCGGAGCAAACUUCACCGAAACGACUGAUCUAAGCACAUUUGGUUUCCUGUACGGAACCUUUCCGGCUGCUCCGGGAGUGUUUGUGAUUGCCUCGCAGUACAACCAGGACGUGGAUCUGAUCGCUUGCAGUAUGGUAGCGUCCACCUUCAUCAGUGCACCGCUGAUGUUCAUUUCGGCCAAGAUGAUCACGAUCACCAACCUGAACCCGUUGGAUUAUUUAAACGAGCUGGAUAAGUUCGCCUUCGACAUCAGCAUUGUGGCCAUUUGCUGCUCGGUGUGGAUGUUGGCGCUAUUCACACUGACCCGCAGGGUGCGCAAGAUGCCACACCGUGUAACGAGCUGCCUUAUAAUAUCGCAGCUGAUUUGUAACAUCGGCGUUAUUAUGUGGUCAUCGUUCGAUCAGACGAGCGGAUGGAAGAUGUAUCUGCAGUUUUACUUUUUCACGAUCGGCUGUUACAGCAGUCGGCUGUGGACAGCAUUCCUGGCGAUAACGAUCCUGUUUCUGCAAUGUCGUAGUCUAUGCUUCGUGCUGAAACUGUGGCCGUUGUUUAUCGCUGCAGCUUGGGGUCUACCCACACUUAUUGUAUCGCUGUUGUUCCUGCUGGAUUGUAAGAACAUUACGCCGACGGAAAAAAGGAACCCCAGCUUCCAGUACGGCAAUGCACAGGCAGCGAUCGCAGUUUUUCUACUGGUGAUGUGCUUUAUUGUUACGGUUGGCUGUUUGAUCCUUCACCAGCGGUUCAAGAAAAGACACGAAAAAUAUUUGACCCUAUCGAGGGAGGUAUCCUGUCCGGAUGCGGACGGCAGCACGGUCGGAUCAAGCUCGGUAACCAAUUUGAUUCCAGAAUCGUCCAAUGACGAAGGCGGUUCAGUGCACAGACGAAGGCAUUCGAUAACCUCGAGCGAUGAUGAAAUUUUACGAGGAAACGACAAAACAGAUUGUGGAGGAAGUAAUUCAAAUGGAUGUUGUACCAACCGGAAUAUUGUUCGAUCCGUUGUGGAUAUCGAAGAUUUGGUCGUUCAACGGAGUGUGAAUGAUAUUGACAACGAGGAAUCCAUAGUCUCUAACGGAAUGUGCUCGGCCCAAUUCAACUGUCCAACAGCCUCAAAACAACAGUGUCAAUCGCUUAUCGAUCGCUAUCGCGAACAAGCUAGCGACGGUUUGGAGCCACUAGAGCUGGACAACACCGUGGACGAACAUCAAACGCUUAAGCACAUGGUUCUCCUAAUUCUACUCCUCUGUUCAAUGUUCGUUGGGUUGGCUCUCUCGGUGUGGACUCUGAUCAUGGAAGGUAUGUCCGGAAUCUAUGUGGAGUUGACUUUUCUGGAUGCGUUCCUCAAUUUCGGUCAAAGCAUUAUCGUGCUGGCAGUAUUCAUUACCGAUACCGGAGAAUUGUUGCUACCGUUAAUGAAAUUUUGGCGCAAAAUCUGGUACGGUGCGAACAUGUUGCAGCUGCCGAUUUGGAGUGAUAUCAGUGCAGAAACGCGGCAUAUUUGCGAUCAGUUUACCACACAUCAUUUGGAGAACUGUCGCAAAGCGAUCGCCAAGGACAAAAGAUGGCGUAUCACAAUUUACAAGAAAGUUUUCUACGGAACUACAUUCAUCGACUGGCUACUUGAACUAGGUCUCGCUAAGGAUCGCUCGGAUGCGACGCACUACGCACGUCGUUUAGUGGACGGACGCGUUUUAAGGCACAUCAACAACGUAUACCACUUUCACGAUCGCAAACUGCUCUACACCUUCUGCGAUCAGCUGUAAAUGAGCAAGUUUGUAAUUAUGAUUUAGUUUUAUUUAGUUUUACAUGAUAGAAUGUAGAAUCAACUCUGGAGUGCUUAGCUCUAUCUCGCUGCAGCCAGUAUUUCUAGGAAUUUUACGAAAGUUAUUAUUAGGAAACAAAUUUAAACUACAAAGAUUUCUAGAGAUAGUCAACAGAUAGUACCAAGGGCUCUGGAAGAACUGUUAUACCAAAAAAUGACGAAACUGAAAAGUAAUGUGAUUACUAGUUUUUGUACGAGAAUAUACGGGGGAAUAAGGGGUCGGUUCUGAUUCGUACUUUUAUUUUAAGUAUUUAUUGUUGCUAGUUGAGUUUCGAGUAACAGAGUUUAGUAUCGAAAAAAGAAUUGUAAAUAUUAUCUUUUUAUCACCGUGAUCAUGGUAUGCGAAUAUAAUGUAUGUAUAUGAAUUAGAAGUAAUGCAUAGCCUUCAAAAAAGCGUAGCUCCUACUAUAGUAAAGCUUGCCUAAAGGUUCUCAGACAAAUAAAUUAACUGCACUUUUUAGUCAAAUGCAAAAGCAUCUAACUAUGCUAUAAAAAUAUUUUAAUAUAUUUGUUAGCAAUAAA